Molecule: messenger RNA, 135 nt
Organism: Racocetra persica
Lineage: Eukaryota; Fungi; Glomeromycota; Glomeromycetes; Diversisporales; Gigasporaceae
Source: the annotation of a GenBank genome assembly
AUGGGAAUGUAUUUGAGUUAUAAUAUAUGGCAAUAUUUUAUUAUCUCCUUAUUAGAAGAUGAAGUUUUAGAAUACUCAAUAUUUAUAAAGAUGAAAGAUACAUUGCUGAGAGAUGAAACUAAAACAAGAGAAGCU